Messenger RNA from Clarias gariepinus (North African catfish), 3733 nucleotides. RefSeq names its product zinc finger protein 319. The record is from RefSeq and is a predicted model, not a curated record. The transcript has 2 exons. Bases 482 to 2254 code for a protein of 590 amino acids. Lineage: Eukaryota; Metazoa; Chordata; Actinopteri; Siluriformes; Clariidae.
UCGUGUACAGAAGUGCUACGGCGCUGUACGGUUGUUCUACCACGAAAGAAGAAAAAAAAAAAUCCGAUAUGGAAAGAUUAGCGUGUAGUAUUUCCGCCGGUUCAGCUGAGAUUUUUCCCCCCUGCUUGUUCUUUGAAUCCGCCCAUAUUAUUUGGGUGUCAGCCUUGUUCUGGUUGGAGGGAGGGGGGGACUGGUCAUAGAGGUCCGAUGCGUCACGUUUAUCUGGGCCUUGUGGAGCCCCGCCGGCUGCGCGUCGUCCGAAUGUGUUUGUUUUGGGUUUUUUCGCAGGACCGGAACCUUUAUUUUCCCGCUUCCCUCUCGCGCAUUUUGGAUCCAGCCGGAAAAUAAAUAAGGUAUGCUGCUUGGUAAUUUCACAUGUGGUGUUCAUAUAAUGUGACAAGACUUUUCCUUGGAGUCAUAGACAACCUGCCAUAUUGGAAAAUUUUAAAUAACCAAGGUCCUGUAACAGCUGAAGCCAUACAUGUACAGUGGAAGGAUGACCGAGGCAUGGCAGCAGCAGCAUGCAGUGGCCCCUCCUCCUGUUGCACAUCCUCUUCUCCAAGGGAGCGAAAACCCCCUCGGUAGUGCCGUGUAUGGGAUUGUCCUUCCGGCAGACCCCGCUUUACAGCAGUCGCAGCACGGUCAGCACAGCCAACAGCAUCCGGUGCCUGCUCAACAGCCGUCCUUGCAAGUCGGGAGCGAGGGCGGGCACAAAUGUGGAGCGUGCGGCCAUGAUAUAUCUCACCUGGCAAAUCCACACGAGCACCAGUGCAUGGUGAGCCAGGACCGCUCGUUUCAGUGCACCCAGUGCAUGAAGAUCUUUAGCCAGGCCACUGAUUUGCUGGAGCAUCAGUGUGUUCAGGUAGAGCAGAAACCGUUUGUCUGUGGUGUGUGCAAAAUGGGAUUCUCACUUCUUACGUCUUUGGCGCAACAUCACAAUGAGCAUUCGAAUGGCAACAACCCUAUGAAGUGCUCUAUCUGUGAGAAAACAUACAGGCCAGAUUCUGCCUCCUCAACCCCCCAGCAGCCAUCUACAGGUGAAACCUCCAGCAGUGGAGCAGCAAUGGGCUCUUCUUCAUCCACUGCUUUUCAAAACUCCGACAGGCCCUACAAGUGUUCGGUGUGCUCGAAAGCUUUCCGACAUCUAUCUGAGCUCUCUCGGCAUGAGAGAGUGCACACGGGCGAGAAACCUUACAAAUGCAACACAUGUGAAAAGAGCUUUAGCCAGGCGUCUCAUCUGGCGCAUCACCAGCGCACUCAUAGUGCUGACCGCCCUUACAAAUGCGCGGUCUGCGAUAAGACCUUCAAGCAUCGGCAGCACCUUGUGCGCCACAUGUAUGCCCACUCUGGCGAACACCUGUUCAAGUGUAACUUGUGUGAACUCCACUUCAAGGAAUCGUCUGAGCUCCUGCACCACCAGUGCCAGCCCGCAGGGGAACGGCCGUUCCGUUGCACGACGUGUGGAAAGACCUUUAAACGGCCGUCUGACCUCCGGCAGCACGAGCGCACCCACUCCGAAGAAAGACCUUUCCAAUGUGAAGAGUGCCAGAUGAGUUUUAAGCAGCAGUACGCUCUUGUGCGACACCGCCGCACUCACAAAAACCCAGCAGAGCGUCCUUUCAAGUGCAACCAGUGCGACAAGGGCUUCCUGCAACCGUCCCAUCUUCUCUACCACCAGCAUGUCCACGGAAUCGAGAACCUUUUCAAAUGUGCUGCUUGCCAGAAGGGCUUCAGACAGUCUGGGGAGCUGCUCAGGCACAAAUGUGGAGAAUCCGCCUCAGGCUCCAAUGCACCUGAGAAACCGUACAAAUGUGAUGUAUGCGGCAAGGGUUAUAAAAAGUCAUCCACCCUUCAGCGACACCAGAACUCCCACUGCACAGAAAAACCGCUCAAAUGCUCCUUGUGUGGUCGCCGCUUUCAAUCGUCAUCUGAUUUUGUCCAGCAUCACUGUGAUCCUGCCCGUGAGAAACCAAUGAAGUGCUCGGACUGCGAGAGGCGGUUUAAAUAUUCCUCGGAGCUCCAAAGACAUCGCCGUGUCCAUACAGGCGAAAAACCUUUUAAGUGCCCAACCUGCGACAAGGGAUUCAAGCAGCGAGAGCAUCUGGCCAAACAUGGCAUCGUCCAUUCGCGGGAAGCCCAGUUUAAGUGUGUGUGGUGUGGAGAAUGCUUUGGGGAGCUGGGGGCGCUUCAGGAGCACACAGUCCAACACACAGCAGAAGGAGGCGGAUAUCCAGUAGCCCCGUGCAUACAGUAGUGGUGCUCCAACAAUGUUAGCCUCCCAUCUUGUUUAACAAAGCCACGAAUAUAUAGUGCUUAUAGGAAAAACUUGCCGGUGUUCUAAAUGUGCUAUAAUUUAUUGAGGUUCAUUUUAAGACUCACAGCCUGUGAUGUAGUUUUCAACUCUCAGUUCCAGUACUUUCCAGCAAGGUCUUUAAGCUGCUUGGGUUUAAAGUACAGGGAAAAAAAUGUCCAAAAAGUUUGUAGGAUAUACGUUCUAGAUUUUUUAGAUCUUUCUCCAAUAUUUGAAAUUUAAAAUACUCUAAAAUUCAAAUGCAGUGCUGUUGUAAGUGUUUGUGACCAAUUGCAUUCUUAUUAUUUUAAUAUCAACAAGCUUAAUUCAGUAAAAACUUUUUUAGGAGUGGUUCCUAACCUGAGAAGUUUGCUGCGGCAUGUGACAGACAGUGUUACUUUUUUCCCUCCAUCCUGUACAGUAUAUGUACAACCUCAUGCUUUUUACCUGUCAUAGUACUUGUAUAUAUUAAGGCAGACUGCUCCGUAUAGUUACCCGACUGUAUAAACUUCAAUGCCUAACCCAUGAUGUAACAGGGUAUGUGUAUGCAUGAAUAAUCUUAAAUCUCUAUGUUAGCAUUUUAUGUUGUAAACUGUAACUGGUGCUUAUUUGUAUGUUGUCUUUUAGGCAAAAGAACAAAGUUAGUUCCUUUUGAAGUGAUGCAAAUGUAUGUGACGAGUGUACGUGGUUAAUUCAGUUCAUCCCUGCAGUAUCAUGGCUAUCCAGACAAUUAUGAGUAACACUAAUACAUUUAUACAGUUUAUAGUUCGGAUUAAGUUUCAACAGCCCAGUAACAGCAUGUCUGUCACAGCAAUUAAAAAAAAAAAACCCACAAACAUAAAUAAGCUGGUGUUACUCCUCAUGGACGCUCUUCAGUACUUUUCAGAAAUUUAUGUUUUGUAAUGAUUUAGUACAAUUUAGUGUCUAUCUCCACCAUACUGUAAACUAUAUGUCAAUGAUCAUUCCUUUUUAAGGACAGUUAUUAGUUUCUGACUGUGGAUGUAGUAGGAUCAUUAUUAUUAUUUUUUACCUUUAUGAGACUUUUUCUUUUUUUUUCUUUUUAUAGAUGCCUUUGAAAAGUGUUAGUGAUCUCCCACCAACAUUAGUUUUCUAAUUAUCCUAAUAUUAUAAAUAUAUAUAUUAAAAAAACCUAGGAAUUAAAAGCACCUUGGUUAUAUUAAGCAAUGCCACAAAUUUUGUUAGAUCCAGUUAGACAAAAAUUUGCACUCUAAUCAGCGUAUCAAUCAACUGUCCUAUGGUGAUCAUGAUUAUUGGGACGAUGCCGGGGCAGUCGAGCAUCCUGUAGAAACAUCCUAGGAAACAACACUAAUCUAUUAAAGGUUUGUUAACGCUAACAAAGUAGUCGUGUUUAAUUUUCAGGAACAAACCUAUCAAAAUUCUUGAUUUCAAUGUCCAUUUCUUGUUACAGUUAUAAUAGGUUAU